This is a messenger RNA of Myotis brandtii (Brandt's bat), 2337 nucleotides long. It is a transcript of the gene SLC44A4, whose product is annotated as solute carrier family 44, member 4. Gene Ontology annotation, cellular component: plasma membrane. Gene Ontology annotation, molecular function: thiamine pyrophosphate transmembrane transporter activity. Bases 45 to 2234 code for a protein of 729 amino acids. Gene Ontology annotation, biological process: choline transport; thiamine pyrophosphate transmembrane transport. The transcript has 20 exons. NCBI's taxonomy places the organism in Eukaryota, Metazoa, Chordata, Mammalia, Chiroptera, Vespertilionidae. The record is from RefSeq and is a predicted model, not a curated record.
AGGUCUCCCGGCUCCAAUCACUCCUCACUCCAGAGACACUGAACAUGGGGGGAAAGCCGGCUGGGGAGGAGGCCUACGAGCCGUGCAGGGACAGAGUCCAGCACCUGCAGAGCACGGACCCCACCUCUUCCCACACUGCCCAGCCCUCUGCCCUCCCUCCUCGGCGCCCACAAGGGACCCUGGUCCUGGCCCGCUUCCUCCCUGUGUACUCAGGGAGGACCAGGAACAGGACGCAGCCACAAUCUCAACCGCCGAGCUCAGGGAAGCCAGUCAAACACGACCCUUCCUUCCGAGGCCCCAUCAAGAGCAGGGGCUGCACCGAUGUCAUCUGCUGUGUCCUCUUCCUUCUCUUCCUCCUGGGCUACACUGCGCUGGGCAUCGUGGCGUGGGUGUAUGGAGACCCCCGGCAAGUCCUCUACCCCAGGAACUCCACCGGGGCCUACUGCGGCAUGGGGGCCAACAAAGAUAAACCCUAUCUCCUGUACUUCAACAUCUUCAGCUGCGUCCUGGCCACCAACAUCAUCGCGGUCGCUGAGCACGGCCUGCAGUGCCCCACACCCCAGGUGUGUGUGUCCUCCUGUCCAGCGGCCCCCUGGGUCGUGAGUCAGGGUGAGCUCUCACUGACGGUCGGGGAGGUCUUCUACGCUGCAAACCGGACUGUCUGUCGGCCAGGGGUGCCCUGGGACAUGCCAGUACUCCAAAGCCUGGAACGAGACCUCUGCCCCAGCUUCCUCCUCCCCUCCACUCCAGCUCUGGGGCGCUGUGUUCCAUACCCCAAUAGUACACAGGUCGAGUUCCCAGGGAUCUCUGGCAACACCUCCAUCAACCAGGGGAUCAGUGGUCUUCUGGACAGCUUCAAUGCCCGCGACAUCAGCGUUAAGAUCUUUGAAGACUUAGCCCAGUCCUGGUACUGGAUUCUUGUUGCCCUGGGCGUGGCUCUGGUCCUGAGCCUGCUGUUUCUCCUGCUGCUUCGCCUGGUGGCCGGGCCCCUGGUGCUGGUCCUGAUCCUAGGGGUGCUGGGGGUGCUGGCAUAUGGCAUCUACCACUGCUGGAAGGAGUACCAGGUGCUGCGGGACCGGGGUGCCUCCAUCACCCAGCUGGGCUUCACCACCAACCUCAGCGCCUACCGUAGUGUUCAGGAGACCUGGCUGGCGGCCCUGAUCGUGCUGGCUGUGCUCGAAGGCCUCCUGCUGCUCAUGCUCAUCUUCCUGCGGCAGCGGAUCCGCAUCGCCAUCGCCCUCCUGAAGGAGGCCAGCAAGGCCGUGGGACAGAUGAUGUCCACUAUGUUCUACCCGCUGGUCACCUUUGUCCUCCUGCUCAUCUGCAUUGCCUACUGGGCCAUGACUGCCCUGUACCUGGCCACCUCAGGACAACCUCAGUACGUCUUCUGGGCACCCAACGCCAGCUUCCCCAGCUGUGAGGCCGUGCCAGUGAACGCAUCGUGUGACCCCAUGGCUCAGCCCACGAACUCCUCGUGCCCCGGACUGAUGUGCGUCUUCCAGGGCUACUUGUCCACAGGCCUGGUGCAGCGAUCUCUCUUCAACUUGCAAAUCUACGGGGUCCUGGGGCUAUUCUGGACCCUCAACUGGGUCCUGGCUCUGGGCCAGUGUGUCCUGGCUGGGGCCUUUGCCUCCUUCUACUGGGCCUUCCACAAGCCCCGGGAUAUCCCCACCUUUCCCCUGGGCGCGGCCUUCCUCCGCACGCUGCGUUACCACAUCGGGUCGCUGGCCUUUGGGGCCCUCAUCCUGACCCUGGUGCAGAUAGCGCGGGUCAUCUUGGAGUACAUUGACCACAAGCUGAGAGUCGCCCAGAACCCCGUGGCCCGCUGCAUCAUGUGCUGCUUCAAGUGCUGCCUCUGGUGCCUGGAGAAGUUCAUCAAGUUCCUGAACCGCAACGCGUACAUCAUGGUGAGCCCAGUGCACGCAGGCCCGACAGGGGUCCUGUCCUUCUUCCUCUUCACGGGUCGCCUGGGGCUGGGCCAAGACUUGGAGAGCCGCCCCCUCAACUACUACUGGCUGCCCAUCAUGAUCGCCGUCCUGGGGGCCCACUUCGUCGCCAGCGGCUUCUUCAGCGUCUUCGGCAUGUGCGUGGACACGCUCUUCCUCUGCUUCCUGGAAGACCUGGAGCGCAACGAUGGCUCCGCGGCCCGGCCCUACUUCAUGUCCAAGGCGCUCCUGCAGAUUCUCGGCAAGAAGAACGCCGCGCCCCCGGGGGGCAAGGGGAAGAAGCCCUGAGCCGGCGCCGCCCCGCGCAGCCUCCCGGCCUCCCCUCCGCUCAGGCCCUGAUUUUGUAGUAAAAAGAUGCUAUUAAAGAUUGACACAUUUGUUUUCGCAAGAA